AACUCGUCAUACCUUUUCUGGAAACGACUUAUACAAAUUCGUGAUAUUAUUAGUAUGAUGAUAACUAAUUUAACUCUAGACAAUGAUUUGCAAACUCGGAGAGAUGUUUUGAGGCCUUUUGCUGAAGUGACAGAACUACUAGAAGAUAGCAAAUAUGCUAUGAUAAGUUUUAUGUAUAGUGCAAUUACUAUAAUCAAGCAAAGGCUUUUUUUAGCAAAUAGAACUUUAGAUAUAGAUUUUGAUUCUUCUGACGAUGUUUUUGAGAAUGAUGUUAUUUAUGAAGAUGAUGAAUCAGUAUUAUAUGAGGCUAUGGUAUAUUAUUGGAAUAUGCCUAAUGAUGAAGCAAUGUUGGCAACACUUCUAGAUCCUCGAUGCAAGCCUCUUUUCUUUAU
Racocetra persica is the source of this 392-nucleotide messenger RNA. The record is from the annotation of a GenBank genome assembly. Lineage: Eukaryota; Fungi; Glomeromycota; Glomeromycetes; Diversisporales; Gigasporaceae.